Messenger RNA from Moneuplotes crassus, 6247 nucleotides. The record is from the annotation of a GenBank genome assembly. Lineage: Eukaryota; Ciliophora; Spirotrichea; Euplotida; Euplotidae.
AUGUCUCAAACUCGAGGGCACUUUGAAUCAUUUCAGUCUAACUUCGCCACCUCUGAUGGGGUCUCUGGUAGGAGUAAGAGGAACUACACUCCUGUCAAUGUUUACCAAGAUCAAGACCGGAUCUAUACUGCACAGGCUCCUCAAGCCAUGUACAAGAGAGAUAUGAAUUUUAAUCCUAAUCAGGAUCAAUACGACCAAAAUAGUGAUAGAUAUUACGAUGACCCUGACCAAGAAGCUCAGUACAUUUAUGAGCAAACUCCUCAUAUGCAUCCUCGAGAGAGGAGGUAUAAUCAAGCAAGAGUGUACAACCAAGCAUCUCCAAAUAUGCAUAACCCUCAUUCAAUGGAUCAGCAGAUGAUGAAUCAGCAAUAUCGGACCAAUCCUGAUUUUCCCCACCAACAAGAGAGCCACUCUCGAUCAAGAAAACUAUAUACUAUGAACAGAGGGGGUUCAAAGUAUGUGCAUACACCUGAAUAUAAUGAUAUUGAUGAACAGGAGGCCCAGCUUUUUACCAGUUUAUCCCAAGCCGAGCUAAAAGAUCAUGUGAUCCAGAACAUUAACUCUGAUGAUUACGACCAACAAGAUCAGUCUGAAAUGAUCAUACAGCAGUUGCACAAAAAGCUGGGGAAGUUAUCAAGGCAAUACUUAAAGCUUAUAGGAGUCAUCAAGAAGAGUGAUUACAUUAGAGGCUCCAACACUACAGUGAGUUAUGCACAGCUUAAAGAACUUGAAAAUAUUGGUGAUCGGCUUGAUUCGAACAGCCAGGCGGAUACCUCCAGAGAUAAUGAUAUUUUUAAAGCUAUCGGCGAUACUAUCAAAGAGAUCGAAGAUCAUCUGAAUCAUCAUGGCAACUCCUACUCCUGAAAUGAUAUCAUUAAAUAUAUCAAACAAAAACUUAAUGAGGUAUAUAUUAGUGAGUCUGUUAACAAAAGCCAUUUCCACAGAGGACCUUCUUCAGAGAAUUACAAAGACUCUGAAGACUUUGAUGGUAUAAAGGGCCGAUUAGAUUUCGAAAAUGCUAUUAAAGAUCUUACUAAAUAACUAUGAGUGGCUUAAGAAAAAGUCCAUUAAAUCCCUUUCAGGCAUAGAAGAAAAAUACUCCCAAAUCCAAAUAGACAUUGAUGAGCUUGAUAAAACAAUGGUGAAUUAUUCAUCCCAAAGUAGGACUGCUAGCAGGGACGAGAUGAGCGACCUCCCAGCUCUUCUACAAGAUGCCUGUGACUUGGUCACCCACACCAAUGAAUCAGUCAAUGUGCACCUCGAGAAUUCUCUCAAUGAAGUUGGAUACUUAAGAGAAGCUAUUGACCAAUACCACGACAUUAUUGAAGAGAAAAUGAGAGAACUCUAUAAACCUGACCUUAAGAUCCAAGGUGACCGGCCCACAGACAUUAAGCUCCAUGAAGAAUUAAUGAAAGUUAAAUCAGAUGCCAAAACAUCAGAAAGACAUCACAAAAAGUUGUUCAAUGAAGUUGAACAAAAUAUGAAAUUGCUACAGAAACUCAUGAGUCCAAAUACUGGGCCUGACUCAAAGGCAGAGAUCAAAGAACUUUACAGCAAAUCUAACAGAGAUCUCAAAGAUUUAAUCAAGAAGCAGCAGAAGUUAUUCAAAAAGAAAUCUCAUGCUAAAUCAUCGAAUAAGAAUAGCAUGAGCAGGCUACUGAGAUCCUCCUCCAAAGAGAUAAGAGCUCAGAAGAAGAUCGUAAGCCAGAGCUCAGCUCCAAAUGAAGGGUUGCUACAAGAGAUUUCCACAUUAAAGUCCCAACUUACCAACCUCAAGCUUGAAAAUGAGAUCAAGGACAGUAAAAUCCAGGAUAGUGAGAACCUCAAAACUAGAAUUUCACUCCUCAAAUCUGAAUAUGAAGAAACUAAGAAGUCUAACUUUGACCUAGAAACAGAGGUUGAGAACAAGACCAGCCAGAUCUCUUCAUUAGAGCGGGAGAAUCUAAAGAUGACCAAUAGAAUCAAGAAUCUUCAGUCUGAACUCCAAGACCUUGAAAAUAUUCUUACUCAGAACAAAGACACUGAGUUCGAAUCUGUAAGAGAGAUGAGGAACAUCAUCAGUCAGGCGAAGAGGUCAUGAAAAGAGCAAAUCCUAUCUCAGGAGAAAGAGCUUGGUGAUAAAUUUGACCACCUUAAUAGCCUCCUAUCAACAAAAAAUACUAAAAUUAUGUCUCUUGAGUCAAUCAUCACAGAUCUGAGGAUGAACCAGCUACCAAAGCUCAAAAUCUCAGACCAAAGUCUACACCUCAAGGACUCAGAAAUUAAUAGACUCAAGGCCGAUGUAAACCGUACUACCGAAGCACUAGAGAAGCUCAAGAUCGACAAAACUUCUCUUGAGGGCAAAUUGCACAAGGCCCAGAGAAGAAUCCAAGAAAUAUUGGGAGAAAAGGAAGACGCUCAAAGACAAGCUGAGGACAAAGAGAACCUCACCAAUUCCCUGUACGAAGAGAGACUCAGAGAUAAAGACAAGGAAAUCCACGCUAAAAAUAAGCAAGUAACUCAAAAGGAAUCAGAGAUUAUUCAGCUUAAGGAAGAAGCCAUUGCUCUGGAGGACCGAAUUAACAAUAUUGAAGCCAAAGUCAACAGCGCUCAUAGCUUAGUAGAGACUUAUGGGGAUCAAAUAGCUCGUAAAAAUGGUAAGCCAAAUCCUACGAUCCAAUUGAUACUUGAAACAAUUGAAGAAGUUUCCAAAGAAAAGGCAUCAUCAAACAACUCAGAGAACCAGAGGCUCAUCCAGAUGCAAGAACUACUGCGAGAAAAGGAGGUUCUAUCAGAGAAGAUUUCCAAAUUAGAAAGUGACCUCCAUAAAGCCAAUGCUUCUGUUCAUAGACUUGAGCAAGAAAAUUAUACUUUAACUGCAAAUCUAGAAGAUGAACAGUUGAAAUUACAAGAUGAACUCAACUCUAAAGAGACUUUAGUCCAAAAACAUCAAAGAUCUAUCCAGAACAAGGAAACAGAGCUUGCUCUCUGGAAGGAUAAAUUUGACAAAUCAAAUACGUCCUCAAGUCAGCACUCAAACUCAGCUAUGGAGAAGCAAAGAAUCCUUGAAAAAUAUGUCCAAUUGGUGGAUAAUAUCUGAAACUACUUCUCAUUUACCAACACCAUCAACCAAAAAGAAGAGGAAUCAAAGGAACCCCUCCUUGAAGGCUUAUUUGUGCACCUAGACAGCCAGAAAAGGGAGACUGAGAAGACUAUCAAGAACCUCAAAGAUCAAAUCAAGGAGAAUUCCGUGAGCAUGGUAGACAGAUCUGAAGUAGAGACAGCGACAAAACAGCACAAUGAGCUCCAGCUUCAGAUCCAAGCAAAAGAAGAUGAAAUAGACAAUCUUCAAGGAAUCAUAAAUACUCUUAAAGAAGAGAACUCUAAUAAAGUCAAUGAGUCUGUGGUCAUCCCUCUCAGGGAGACAAUCACAAAUUUCCAAAACGAACUCGCUGAAAAAGACAAAGUUAUCGCCAGCAACGCACAAAAUAUGGAAUUGAUGAGAUCCAGCACGAUCAAACUUAAGGAAGGCCUGCAAGAUUAUGAGACCAAGCUUACUAAGAUCAUCACCGAGAGAGAAGAGGCUAAGGCUGAACAGAAGAAGGCUCAGUUCGAGCUCUCUAGAGUUACCCAAGAACUUAACGAUGUUGAUGACGAGUUAACGAAAGUUAAAUCAGAAUUAUCCAAGGCUAACUCUGAGUUAUCUGAGACUAAGCCUGGUUUCACACAAGUCAAUGAGGAGCUCUCUGAGACUAAGCAGAAAUUGGAACAAGCCAAUAGCCAAUUAUCACAAGCUAAAUCAGAGUUUGAAGUAUCAGCAAAGAGCCUUGAGAAGAUUAAGACUGAAUUACAACAGAAAGAUCUUCAACUAGCACAAACUCAGGCUGAUCUUAAAGAUUCUCAUGAUGAAGCUACCAUGCUUAAGUCUAAAUUAGAGAAAGCCCAGGACACAGCAGAUGUGGAUUACGAAGCUGAGAUAGAAUCUUCCAAAGUAUCAUUACUGAACACCAUAAAUUCCCAUCUUACUGUAACAGGGAAGACAAGCGAGCUCGAGUCUAAAAUUAGCGACCCCACUAGUUCAGAUGUAUUUAAAAUAGUCAUCGAGAAGAUACAGCAGAAAGACCCUAACAUUGCUGCAAAGCAUGACCAAAUUCUUCAAUCUCAAAUUGAGGCUAAUAUAGGAGAAGGAAAGCCUGAGAUGCUCCCUAGCCUUCAGACUCAACUACAGAUCCUCAAAAAUGAGAGUGAAAACACUGAAGUUACAAGGGAUAUGUCUGAGCAUCUCCUUGAAAAUUUUGAGAGAAAUGACAAAGCCAUUAGAGAUAAACUUGAGAAGGCAGUCGAGAAGAUAAAGUUUUAUAAGCAGAAAAUAAAAGAAUAUAAAGUUAAACUCUCUGACUUAUGCAGACCCGGGUUAGCCUCAUACAAAAAUCCCUCAGAUUCCAAAAUGACUGCAGAAGAACGGGUCCAGCUCAUCGCUGACAUUAAGAAGCAAAUCCGUGAAGAAGAGAUCAAAAAGCGUGAUAAAGAAAUUGAACGCCAACGGAAAGUAAUGGCUCAGAAAUCAGAAGAGCAAUCUAUUGAGUUCAACCAAAGAAUGGAAGAACUUGAGGCGAAACUCGAAGCCAAGGAUAAUGAAAACACAGAUUUGUUGAUCAAGAUUCAAGAGAACGAGACUGAAAUCGAGCAACUCAAACAAGCUAAGGAACGUAAAUCAGUCAUGUCUUAUGAUGAGCAACUUGAUCAGCUCACUGAUGACCCUCCUGCUCCAUCUAAUCCCACUAAGUAUGAGACACAGCUCAUUGUCUUUGAAAGAGUCGAGAAGCUCAAUGAGAAAAUUAUAGAAUUUGGUGAGAAAAUUGGCCAAUACCGACAUGAAAUGCUUACUAAGCUUGAAGAAGAAAAUCAGGAGGUUAAUAAUAACAACGAAGAUGAUCCAGCUAAGAAAAUAGAAGAAAUCAAGGCUAAAGAAAUCUCCAAACUUGAAAGAAUUACCAAGAGAAGAGCUGUUGUUCAAGUAGUAAGAAAGCUUGAGGCCGAAGGCCUCAGCUGGUUACUACUGGAACAGAAGGAUCACUAUGAUAAACCUUUGGAGCUUAAGUCCUCCAAUAGUCAUAGCAAAUCAUCUAUAUUAGGAUCACAAGGAAGUAGAAAGUUGUGGUGGGUCUGCGAGGAAUACCUUCCACAAGACUUAUUAGACUAUGUCUUCUCAUGUACUCCUUCGUUCCUGUUCAAAUCAGCAUCUUUGAAGCUGAACCUUCCUGAUCUGUUCUCAGAAUCUGAGAAGGAGAGCGUAAAGUUACUCAGAGAGACUAGUAAAGACCUUAUUGCUAAGAGAGAAGAGUUACUCAAAGAUCAAAGAGAAAUCAUGCUCGGACUCAGAAGGGAGAAUUUCUUAUUAUAGAAGACACUCUAACUGCAGAAACAGAAGAUCGUCUGAGAGAGCUUGAAAACAAGAAUUUAGAAUUCGAGCAAGAGAUCCAAUCUCUACAUGAAGAAAAUGUUGCCUUCAACUCUAAAAACACAGAACUUCUGUGCUACAUCAAUGUGUUAAACAUCAGAAUAAAAGAGCUCAAUGGGUUGAUAUAUGACUUCUCCAGAGACAAAACAAAUGAAGAAAUCCUGAAUAGAAAUGCAGCUCUGAUUGCCAAAAUAGACAAAAUCAAACAAGAAAAUAUGGAGACAGAGGUCGAGCUUGAAAAACUCAAAACUGCUAUCGAGCGGAGAAAGAUUAGGCUUAGUCGCCCAAGUAAAUUGGAUGCCAAAAAGGAGUUUGAGGGCAGGCAAUCUCAAGAAUCCUUCCAUUUCGAUGCAGAUAAUGACAUCUUCUCUGACUCCUUCAUCAUCGACUCUAAUAACAAAGAACUUGAAGAUAAAUGCAAGCAAAUUGAAGAAGAACUCAACGCAGCUAAUGACCUCAUUACUCAGAAGAACAAGCAAAUAGUCGAGCUUGAAGGUGUCGUUGAGAAGCUCGAAAGUGACAUCGAGAAUAAGAAGAAGAGUGAGUCAUUCGAAGUCAUGAACAGUGACAGCUUAAAGCAUAUCAAAGGUACCCUAAUCCAGUUUCUUCGUAAUGUCCCAUUCACUGAAAAGAACAAUGAGAUUCUCUUAAAUGUCGUAUUUGACAUGCUGUACAUGACCAGUAAGGAAAUCAAGGACAUUAAGGAAGCGAGGAACAAGCUACAGAAGAGUGAUACUCCCAAGAAGAAGAAAGGAUCAGGCCUUUUCUCUAGAUUAAUCAAAUAAGCCAAGUUUCAGUAACAAAAAA